AUGUGUGUCCCCUCGCACCUCCCUCGGCAGCUGAGGACCGUUGCUUGGCUCUUGGGGACUCUCAGUCUCCUGGCACACUUGGCGUCAGCACAAGCGCCAGCACUCGUCUGUUGCAUGGCAUACACUACCAUCAACGAGAACACCUUCUUCAUUCAAGGAGGACUUUUGAUCACAGGACCCGGCACCUCUUCAUCCAACACCUCUCAGUUCUACUCCCUUGAUCUCACCCAACCCACCUGGAACACCUUGAACCCGCCAUGGAAACCAUUAACAUACCCCACAACCCUGACCUCAACCUCUGGACACUCCAUGUCGGUCGCACAGGACAACAGUGGAUUCACAAUGUGGAUGGCUCCCGGCUUGGUCGCCACUUACACCAUUGGAAGUAACUCAUGGGCACAAAUUCUGCCCACUCCACCCGCGACCCUGUUCACAGGAAGCAACCUCCAUGCUGCGACGGACCCAACCUCAGGACUGGUCUACCUACCAGGAGCGGCUGGCACACCCAACAGCAUGUCCGUGUACAGCUCCUCGACGGGAAUGGCUCCUUCGGUCCCAAUGGCUCCCACCUUGGUCGCCGCCGGCUCUUUCUACAGUUUUGUCUGGAGCCAGAUCCGCAAGAGUUUUAUCUACUACGGAGGCAACGCUGCUACGCCGAACCCCUUCUUCGAGUUCUCCCCUUCCGCGGGCAAAUGGACCUCCAUGCCUAUUACAGGGUCCAUUACUCCUCCUUUCCAGAUGAGAAGUUGCAUGGUUCCUGCUUACAACGGAACCAAGAUACUCCUCUUUGGCGGUAACACGGACACGACCCAGUCCGUCGACUCGCUUUUCAUCCUCGAUGUUCAAACCAUGACCUGGACUCAAGCCGACAGUUCCCUCGACGCCAGAUCCGAUAUGGCCUGCUCCGUUUCUGGAGACAACUUUAUCGUCUGGGGUGGAUAUAAGCGAUUCCCAGGAAACCCAUUCCUUCCAGCCUCGGCCACACCAUUGAUUUACAAUAUUCACCUUGGCAAGUGGACAACAACUUACACACGUGGAUCCAAUCCUCCUGCGCCUGUAACAACUGGCACAGGGAAGCCCAAUCCAUCACCCACAGGAAAUGACGACACGAAUAACAAGGGUGGCGGAGGUGGUGGAAGUAACGGAGCUGCGAUCGGAGGUGCAGUGGCAGGCGUGGUGGUAGUCGCCGCCAUCAUUGCAUUCUUUGUCGUCAGGAGACGUCGGCAACACCCGACCCAUCAACCUAUCAACACCAACGAUCCUGAAACGACGGCACGACACGAUCCCGCCUCGCCCUCGACAGGAAACAAUUACAAUGAGCCAGGGCACAAGGACGAGCAUCAUCAAAUGCAGUCCACUCAGUACCAAGAUCCACAGAGCAGCCCACAAUACUACCAUGGCCCACGAAGCAUACAGCAAUACCAGGACCCACACAUCAGCGCACCGUACAGCCCUUUGAACGAACAUCAGAGUUACCCGAGCCCUCUACAGCAGAGUUACCCCAGCGUUCCACAAACAGCAUCGUACUAUCCACCACCGCCUCCCCUGAGCUCACCACCUCCUAGUACAUCCUCCUACACCAUCUCAAAAGAUGCUCAGGAUCACAUCCGACAGCUGGAGCACCAAAUUUCACUGGGUGAGAAACAACUCGCCGCCACCACCCAGUACAACAAGAGCAGUAACAACCCACAAUACAAUCCCGGUUACUCCGAGAUACAAUCGAUGUCACCCGUGCGAGGUCCUCAAGGUACAGGAAUUCCUGUUGUGCCGGAGCCAAUUUCUGCUGCCGACCAUCGCGAGCUGGCCCGUAAGAUUGAGAGCAUGCAUGCUGAGCUCCAGAACCUUCAGUCGCAACUGAAGUUGUGA
Linnemannia hyalina is the source of this 1866-nucleotide messenger RNA. Lineage: Eukaryota; Fungi; Mortierellomycota; Mortierellomycetes; Mortierellales; Mortierellaceae. The record is from the annotation of a GenBank genome assembly.